GCUAGUCUGGACUAAAAAUUAGUUUAUUGUUUUUUGGGAGGCACUUGGAUUACCUGGUUAUUAAUUUAAUUUUGUUUUAAGCAAUAUUAAACUAAACGUUAAACCAACUUUUAGUUGCACGACGUAUAAAACGAAAUAAGUUUAUCUUGAUUUACCUCUAAACUUUUCAAAGGUUCGAUUUUGUUUUCUGGAAAUUUAUCUUUCAAGAUGCAUUUGGGCGUGAACGUCUCAAAUGCAUUACAGCAAUUGGAAAGUGUGAAAGCUGCUGUGGACCAGAGCAAUGAUCCCAAGCUUAAAGCUGCAACCAGUGAUGAUUUGAACAUGCUAAUAAGUUUAUUAGAGAGUCCCAUAUUACGAAGUAUUACAACACUUCAUGACUCUGUGGGCAUGCUUGCAACUCAGGUUGCACAUCACCCAUCAAUUUUACCUGGAGAUUUUGAUAUUACUCCUGCUGGUGACUUGGCAUUACAAACAAGAAAUUUGUAUGGAAAUCAAGAGGGUGAAGAGGAGCAAAGGGUGCCACAGGUCUCACCUCCACAUAGUAUGGAGUUUGGAUCUGAUAAUGAACAUAUUCUUGGACUUGAUAGUGGCUCUGUUGACUCUAACAUGUCUCCUAAACAAAGUCGUGGCUUAUUAGAUUUGUCUCGUAAUGAUGAUUCUUUAGCAUCUACCAAUCACAAUGUAGUAGCAGGGGACUGGGCACAAGUUGAAAUUAUAAAUCUUGUAAAUGAUGGAACUGGCCUUGGAUUUGGUAUUAUAGGUGCUAGAACAAGUGGUGUCAUCGUAAAGACGAUACUAGCAGGUGGUGUAGCUGAUCGCGAUGGCCGACUAAAAUCUGGAGAUCACAUUCUACAGAUUGGAGAUGUAAGCCUUAUGGAGAUGGGUUCCGAGCAAGUAGCUGGUGUGCUACGUGCGUCCGGUAGUCGUGUGAGGCUCGUCGUGGCGCGAGCAGUGGAUCCGGCGGCCUUGCAUGCGUCACCCGCUCCCGUCGUGCCUGCCAGGCUUUUGUCAGACCCCGAAUCGCUGGAUCGCUAUCUCAUGGAAGCUGGUUUUGAGCAAGUGUUCCAUACGCAGCCUGUGCCUGUCAGCUCCACUUCGACGAGAUUUGUAUUUGACAAUCCCAUAACACCCCCUCCAGAUUCAGAUGCUGAAUCACCAGAAGUUGAUAGAUUCACAGUUCAGCUGAAGAAAGACGAGAACGGCUUAGGGAUUACUAUUGCAGGUUAUGUUUGCGAAAAGGAGGAGCUGUCAGGUAUAUUUGUGAAGUCGGUGACUCCGGGGAGCGCUGCAGCGUUGAGCGGAAUGGUGAGGGUCAAUGACCGCAUCGUUGCCGUCGAUGGCGUCUCCCUCGCAGGGAAAUCCAACCAGCGCGCUGUGGACGCCUUGAAACAGAGUCGCAACGUUGUCACGCUAGAACUAGAAAGAUACCUGCGUGGUCCGAAAUAUGAGCAACUGCAGCAAGCGAUAGCGGCGGGCGAGGCGGCCGCCCCCCCUCCCCCGCCCAACCCGUUCCUGCACAUGCACCGUCCCGACGCACCUUCUCCUGAAAUAGAAAUACAGCUCUCCAACCUCCAAAUUACGGAUAACGGCACAGAUGACGCUGUGCCUCUAACUCGCAGCAGUCCUCCGGCGACUGCACUGCGUCCGGCACCAGCGUUCGAGAUGCCACGGACUCCUGAACAAAAAGAAGCGAUAAGAAGGAAAUGGCAGGCUAUAUUAGGCGAGGACGUGGAGAUAGUGGUGGGCGUGGUGGUGCGCGGUGGGGGUGGUCUGGGCAUCUCGCUAGAAGGCACCGUGGACGUAGAGGGGGGGCGCGAGGUGAGGCCGCAUCACUACGUGCGCUCCGUGCUGCCCGAGGGGCCCGUGGGCCGCGCCGCCGUGCAUCGCCCCGGCGACGAGCUGCUCGAAGUGAACGGUCAUCGGCUUCUGGGCAUGAACCACUUAGAAGUAGUGUCAAUCCUGAAGGAAUUAUCGAGUGAAGUCUGCAUGGUGUGUGCGAGACCUCGACCUGCUCCCCCUCUCGACCUAGCGCCGCCGGCCACAACAUUAGUGAAGGCGAAAUCGGACGGUAGCCUGGCGGGUGCGGGUGCUGAGGAAGGCGGGUCGCUGUCCGCCGCUGGGAAAGUUCGUUCCCGGAGUCUCGAACCACUAACCGGACUUGCUAUGUGGUCUUCUGAGCCCCAGAUAAUAGAGCUAGUGAAAGGCGAGCGUGGUCUGGGGUUCUCGAUCCUGGACUACCAGGACCCGCUGCGGCCCGCGCACACGCUCGUUGUCAUCCGCUCGCUGGUGCCGGGCGGCGUGGCGCAGCAGGACGGCCGCCUCAUACCCGGGGACAGGCUGCUCUUCGUUAACGAUCAGAAUCUUGAAAAUGCGAGUCUAGAGCAAGCGGUGGCGGCGCUGAAGGGCGCGCCCCGAGGAGUGGUCCGCAUCGGGGUGGCCAAGCCUCUACCGCUGGCCGACGCGCCGCCGCCGCUGCCCACCACGCCGCCCCCCAACACCUUGAGGUCCUCCUCUUAAACAACUCACUUCAACGGAUAACCACAUAUCACCGGCAGUACUGCGAUUACACAGCCCACUGAGUUUCUCGCCGGAUCUUCUUAGUUGGUCGCGUUUCCGAUCCGAUGGUAGAUUCUGCGAAGCACUGCUCUUGCCAGGACCAGUGUUGUCAACACCCCCGGUUUAAGCCCCGAGAGCUCACCUACACGCUAGGGUAACGCUGAUAUAGCCUCUCAAGGCUUCCAGCAUAGGCAGAGAAAAAAAACCGCAAUGAGUAGCAGCACAUAUGUAACUACAUUUUCCUUUAAAAUGAUAACUACUAGCGUUACUGAAAACUAUGUUACUAUAAAUUUUAUGAACUAACCUUUAUCAGCUAUCAAAUAUUUACUAUGAACAAGAUACAUUUUUAGUCUACAGGAAAAAUGUGUUAAUAAAUUGCGAGGUCUCUUUAAUUGGCACUAUGCAAACUUACAGAUUAAAUGCCUAUUUCUCUCGUGAAGCAGUAAUGCGUUGCUACUGUAAAACUGCGACAUAGAACUCAAGUCUAAAGGUGCGUGGCGGUGUUUACAUUGAUGAUGUUCUAGGGGCUUUUUAACCAUUUAACACCAUAUGGGCCGUGAGCUUGUCUACCCAUCUAAGCAAUAGAAAAUGUGUAUUGUUUUUCAAUCAAAUAAUGGUAACCAAACCGCAAGUUUUAUUGACCAAUAAAACUAGUAGUAGCAAGGCAUGAUUGUCUUUCUGAUUCCCAUUAAUGUAACAAAAUUUUAACCCUGCAAGGCUCAAUCUUUUUUGUGCUUGAAAAAAAUUUAGUUUGUAUUUAAUCAUCAGAAGAUAGGGUUUUCUCUAUCUUAUAAAAAAUAGAAAUAAAACCAUAUUUUACGAAAAAAUCAACUUCAGUUCCACAUAUGGUACACUGAGCCUUAACUAUACUUUUUGGUAUACUAAACUAGUACAAUUGAAUUGUUUUGGAAGUUUCCUAUGAACUUUUUUCCAAUUGUCAAUUAUUCAAAAUGAAAUGACUAAGUAUUACCUAUACUUAUAUUUAACUUUUUUAUAUAUUGCAAAAUCAUACUUAUUUUUUCUU
Bombyx mandarina (wild silkworm) is the source of this 3580-nucleotide messenger RNA. It is a transcript of the gene Patj, whose product is annotated as patj crumbs cell polarity complex component. Lineage: Eukaryota; Metazoa; Arthropoda; Insecta; Lepidoptera; Bombycidae. The record is from RefSeq and is a predicted model, not a curated record. Gene Ontology annotation, molecular function: protein binding.